AUGGUAUAUGUACCUCCAGCAGCUUCUAGUGAAACACCCUCUCGAGAACGAAGAGUGUUCAGUCUAUUCCGUUUCCAGGGCGACGUUGAUGAUGGCAUUGCUACAUUCAAGCACUUUGCCGAAGUUGUGCAUAAAAUGUCGAAAAUCUGCGAAUUUUAUAAGGUCAAAGUGGAUAAAACUUGGUUGGAGAAGGUUACGACAAUGUGCAGGCGUCAUCCUAAAUGGACUUUUGCUCACAUCGCCGCUUGCCUCAACUUCCCCGAAGCUCUCAAUCAUGAUGAUGUUGCGAAAUGGAUAAACACGCCUGACAAUGAUACGGGUGAAACACCACUACACAUUGCUUUAAAGAUGGGCGGUAUGAAGACAGUUCGGAAAAUUCUCAGCCUGAAACAAACUCGACUGGAUGCUUGUGACGCCGACGGCAAGACCGCCCUGCAUGUCGCUGUGGAAAAAAAUUCUAUUGAGCUUCUUGAGGCAAGCCUGAAUAGAAUUUGUAAUGACGUUGAUGUUGGCUGUUUUGUGUCGCUUAAGCCAUAUGUGACCCUGUGCCCCGAUUCCGCCAGUGCUAAUCCAAAUCACUUGCUCCCACUUCCUUGCAUUGGUCAUGGCCUGAUUCAGACUGUGGUCAAAUCUAUCCUCUUAGACAUCGAACCAUCUACAAUUGACGGUAGCUACUCGGUCAUCCAUUCCUUCCCUGUGUGCCAGACAACAGGCUUCAAGAACUCAAAUCGCAUUGACAUCAACGCAACGAAUGCUUUUGGCGAAACGUCGCUCUACUUGGCCGUCCGCGAGGCAUCUGAGGCAGUGGUUGCGACGCUACUUCGAGCUGGCGCCAAUCCAAGAGUUGGCACAGCUGACUACCUUCCAAUCCACAUCGCGGUUGAAAGAGAUCGAUCUUGUGCCAUUCCAAUUAAGCGCUUGAGCUAUGCUGAGGCGAAGAUGGCCUACAAACGCAUUCAAAGGAGCUGUGUGGACCUGUUGUGCGAUUACUAUCCAGACGUGAUUAAUCUCCAAACGCGUGACAAAAAAUUGUCAGUUCUACAUAUCGCGAAGAAGAAACAAGUGAGUUUUUAGUUAGUGAGUGGUGAGGUAGAGCUAACUUGUAGUCUAACGCUCCUUCCACCACAGAUGUUCAAGCAUCUGUUAGAACUGGGUGCCGAUCCAAACCUCCAAAAUAUUGAGGGACGUACUGUGCUCCAUCAGGCAGUGUACGAACAGGAUCUCGAUACCGUCAUGCAACUUCUCAUUCAUGCAGCCGAGGUCAAUGUAACGGAUAACCGUGGCGUUUAUCCUCUCCAUCUAGCUGCCGCGCGCUGUCAGGACGUGCACAUCGUCUAUGCACUAAUAGCCUUCGAGGCGGACCCCAACGUCACCGACGCAGAGGGGCUCUCCCCACGCCACUGGCUCUGCCAAAACGAAUUCAAUGUGGACGCAAUUCUCUACGCUUUGGAUGUGGUUCAAGCUCAACGCUGUCCCCUAGGGCGAACCAACUGUACCUCAGGUUGUAUCUCUCCUGAGGCAGUUUCACGUCGCAGUCAACAAAUGGACUGUGUUCAUCAACAGGAGAGUACUUGCAGUCGGAGUACCAGUUAUAGCUACCUCACUCAACUUCUGCAGGACAUGCCUUUCGCUGCUUUACGCACUAACACAGAUCCCACUGGCGACCUCUUCAAUGGCACUCCACCGGAUCCCGUGCUAAGCAAUACUAAUCUCACGCAGGAUCUCGACAACGAUCUCUUCGUCUACCUCUCUGGAGGGAAUCACAUUUCCUUUUCCUCCGCCUCCUCCUCUUCUUCCUCAAAGUCCUCGUCGCCCAGAAAACACUCUUCAGAGUGUAGAACAGUCCGGGGAUUUCGCUCCGCUCCGGCUAUGCAGACUGUAGCUGAGGUGUCUCCUGAUGCCGAAGCGAAUCCACCAAGGAUCGAAUCAUUGCAGACAGAAGUAAUGGAGAGGGAUAGAGCAAGCCCAACAGCAACUACACAGAACACCCAGUCGUGGUUUCGGCGAACCAUCGUGGCGAGGUUCAUCUCUGCAGCGCUACCGGGACUGGACAGCUUGUUUGCGGAUGAGGCAGUGAGGUCAGAGAGUGGAGAAAUGGUUCCUUUGUCACCAUCAUUGCACCUCCUUGAGACGGAAAAGGAGCGUGUGCUCGAGAAUGAAGCGGAUGUAGACACCCAGGGUAAUCGAAAACAGGGUUUGGCAAUGGCUUCUGUUGAGGCGAGAGUUUCAAUAUUGCGUCGAUUUUCUCUUCAGCCUCUAGCUACAGGGUUUGCAACAGCGUCGACUCUGGAUACACUAAGGCUUCAGGACCUCCAUCAGCGCUAUUUUGAGAAUCACAAUCAGCAAGAACAGGAACAGCAAGAACAAGGCUCUCAAAGCCAUCGUCACCUCUGGAGUCGUAGCAUCCGGGGCUGCUCAGGUCGACCCGGUGUGCCAUGUUGUCUGGAGCGAAACGCUCGAUGCUUUACAGCUGAACAUAGAAGUGGUGGGAGUAUCGACCCAAACCUUCUCUCCAUUACGUCCUCCACUUUAUGCCGACCCACCGCGGAGGAUAAGGAGUUGGAGAACAUUCAGAGAGACGCAGAGGGUUUCCGCACAAGUAGACGCGGCUAUCGAGUGCUUUGUCUCGAUGGUGGAGGUAUUAGGGGCCUAGUCUUGUGCCAGAUCCUGAGAGCAAUCGAAAAAGCUGCAGGGCGACCCAUUCGCGACCUCUAUGAUUGGGUGAUCGGCACGUCUACUGGAGCUAUGCUGGCGUUAAAUAUCGUGCAAGGAAAGUGUGUACGCUAUAACCGGUGUCUGUAUUUCCGGCUGAAGGAGAAGAUUUUCGUCGGUAAUCGACCCUACCCUACAGAGGGACUAGAGAGUCUUUUGCGAGAGGAGUUUGGUGAGGAAUCAGUCAUGUCGGACAUCACUGAUGUGCGAGUUUCAGUCACAGCUCUGCGAGGUGAUCACUUUCCUCCGCGACUGCACAUGUUUCGCAACUAUCCUGCACCCUAUGAACGAAUGGAACAACUUGUAUCAGAGCUCCUCGAAGCCCGUUCCCCUCGUGUCUCUGCAUCCACCUCCUCUGCCACCUCCGCCAACACCAGCGCUCCCACCCAGGUUACUGACAAUCCCAUGACCACUGACGUACCCUACAAGCGCUUGCUGAACACCUUCCUACGUGACCUCUUCGGUGAGACUAUCCAUGAAGUUGGCCACGGGGGAGAGGACGAGUCAGAUUUGCAGGAAUCCAUUGUGUCGCUCCUUUCUUCCUUUUCUCGACGCUAUAUGUACAGUUCUAAGGGUGUGGAACAGCCUGUACCGAUCAGUGAGCAACCCAUCUGGAGAGCUGCGAGAGCGUCAGGGGCAGCGCCGAGCUACUUCCGUGCUUGUGGCCCAUUCCUAGAUGGUGGUCUCAUUGCUAACAAUCCCACAUUGGACUUGCUUACUGAAGCGCAAGAGCUUAACAUUGUCCGACGUCUUCGACGUGAAACGACCAUUCCGAUUGCCAGUGUGACUUCGUUGGGUACGGGACGAGUGCCGCUGCGCGAGGUGCAACAGUUGGAUGUCUUCCGACCACAGAACAUGUCUGAGGCUUACCGUGUAGCCUUGGGAGUUACGGAGCUCUCGAGGAUGCUUGUCGAAAUGGCCACCAUGUCAGAGGGUCGUAUCGUGGAGCGUUCUCGUGCCUGGUGCAGUUCUCUCGGCGUGCCUUUCUUUCGCUUUAGUCCACUACUUUCAGAAAACGUGGCGCUAGACACCAAAGACACACGAGCUAUCCUGCAGAUGUUGUGGGAGACGGAGGCCUACCUCUGCAACUGCCGGGAUCGCAUUCUUCGACUGGCGGAUUCCCUUCACCUCGCCUCGGAUUCACCCCCGACCUCUAUUAAUACCGCUACUGCCAUUCCCACCACUACGAUCUCACCUCCAGCUCAAAGCUGA
This is a messenger RNA of Hydatigera taeniaeformis, 3924 nucleotides long. The record is from the annotation of a GenBank genome assembly. Lineage: Eukaryota; Metazoa; Platyhelminthes; Cestoda; Cyclophyllidea; Taeniidae.